GCGUUACCUCGCAUUUUCAACAAUGGAAUACCACUUUCUCCCCAUUUCGUGGACCCUGCUCAUCUGGGUCUUCUCAAAUUUCUUUGUUUUAUUGUGAGAGUGACUGAGUGAGUUCAUGCUGCUUCGUUGUAAUUGAAGAGACAAAUGGGGGAGGAGUUGAUAAGGCAAGGGAGGUCUCUGGCGGAGACUCCUACUUACUCGGUUGCCUCAGUGAUUACAGUCUUGGUCUUUGUGUGUCUUUUGGUGCAACGUUCCAUUUACAGGUUUGGAAGGUGGUUGAAGAAGACAAGGAGGAAAGCUCUGUUUGCUUCACUGGAGAAGAUUAAGGAAGAGCUUAUGUUGCUUGGGCUUAUAUCACUGUUGUUGGCACAAUGGGCACGGUGGAUAUCAGAGAUCUGUGUAGAUUCAUCUCUUUUUAGCAGCAGAUUCUAUAUAUGUUCUGAGAAUGAUUAUGGGGUUACAAAAGCUAUAUUGUUCAAAAGAUUGUCCUCUCCUCUAAAUGAGUCUGAUAUUCCUCCAAAAGGAUUGUACCCUCGAGGAGCUCAUCAAUGUGGUGAGGGUCGUGAACCAUUUGUUUCCCUGGAGGGUCUUGAGCAGCUUCACCGAUUUUUGUUUGUUCUUGGUAUCACUCAUGUUCUGUACAGUUGUUUGGCUGUCGGUCUUGCUAUGAGCAAGAUCUACAGUUGGAAGAAGUGGGAAAAUCAAAUAAUAGUGGCUGAUGCAAUUUUGCAAGCAAAGAAAAACAAGGUCAUGAAGCAUCAAUCCUCCUUUGUCUUGCAUCACACGUCACAUCCAUGGAGCAGGAAUCGGGUUCUUAUUUGGAUGCUCUGUUUUUUUCGACAAUUUAAGAGCUCAAUAAAGAAAUCAGAUUACUUGGCGCUGCGUUUGGGUUUCAUCACUAAGCACAACCUGCCACUUUCCUAUAAUUUCCAUAGUUAUAUGGUCAGAAGUAUGGAAGAUGAAUUUCAUGGCAUUCUGGGGAUCAGUUGGCCGCUUUGGGUUUAUGCAAUAUUGUGCAUCUUCAUAAACAUUCAUGGCUUGAAUAUUUACUUUUGGCUUUCUUUCAUCCCUGCCAUUAUUGUCAUGAUAGUUGGCACAAAGCUUCAGCACAUUGUUUCCUCAUUAGCUCUCGAAAUUGUGGAACAAGCAGGUCCAUCCAUUACUCAAGUAAAGCCACGUGAUGAUCUAUUCUGGUUUAGAAAACCAGAGAUAUUGUUACGGUUGAUACAAUUUAUCAUUUUUCAGAAUGCCUUUGAGAUAGCAACAUAUAUUUGGUCCUUGUGGGGACUUAAAGAGAGAUCGUGCUUCAUGAAAAACCAUUACAUGAUUAUCAUUCGGUUGGCUUCUGGGGUUCUAGUUCAAUUCUGGUGUAGUUAUAGCACAGUACCACUGAAUGUAAUUGUCACACAGAUGGGAUCUCGGUGUAAGAAAGCGUUGGUCGCGGAGAGUGUUAGGGAGUCACUGCAUAGCUGGUGCAAGAGAGUGAAGGACAAGUCUAAACGUGACUCCACAGCAAGGUCAGUAUGCUCGCUUGAUACAGCAACAAUAGAUGAGAGAGAUGAGAUCACAGUUGCAUCCGGCACAAUAUCCCAUUGCUCGUCGUUGGGAUCACUAAAUGAGGUGACCAUUGGACAUACCGAACAGGCAGAGUCCUUCGUUGGGAAUCCCAUCCCACCCUCAGCUGGAUACUCUUUUCGAAUGGAAGUUUACGAUGCAUCGCAGCCAUUCAGCAACAGCAGUGAAGGAUAUUCAGACAAUGUGGAUGAAACAAAGGUUGAGACUCUUUCAGACUUGUUCAAAAAGACUUGAAACUUUAUGUUUCUUUUAGAAAUAUGAGCAUUUCCUAGGCACCAAAGAGUGUAAUUCCAGCCCAACAUGACAAACUUAACAUUCAGCAGCAAUAUAUUCUGAUUAACAUCUUUACUGCA
Molecule: messenger RNA, 1928 nt
Organism: Tripterygium wilfordii
Lineage: Eukaryota; Viridiplantae; Streptophyta; Magnoliopsida; Celastrales; Celastraceae
Product: MLO-like protein 4
Exons: 15
Coding region: 145-1809 (554 amino acids)
Biological process (GO): defense response
Cellular component (GO): membrane
Source: RefSeq, a predicted model, not a curated record